This is a messenger RNA of Abrus precatorius (Indian licorice), 642 nucleotides long. Its product is annotated as protein ASYMMETRIC LEAVES 2. NCBI's taxonomy places the organism in Eukaryota, Viridiplantae, Streptophyta, Magnoliopsida, Fabales, Fabaceae. The coding region runs from base 1 to 642 and encodes 213 amino acids. The record is from RefSeq and is a predicted model, not a curated record. The transcript has a single exon.
AUGGCAUCCUCAAAUUCACCAUGUGCAGCAUGCAAGUUCUUGCGCCGCAAAUGCCAACCCGAGUGUGCAUUUGCACCAUACUUUCCACCUGACCAACCUCAAAAGUUUGCAAAUGUUCAUAGAAUUUUCGGGGCAAGCAAUGUCACAAAGCUUCUCAAUGACUUGCACCCUCACCAACGUGAAGAUGCGGUUAAUUCCCUUGCUUAUGAAGCUGAGAUGAGACUCCGUGACCCUGUUUAUGGUUGUGUAGGAGUCAUAUCACUCCUUCAACACCAACUUCGCCAGCUUCAAAUGGACCUUUAUUGUGCCAAAUCAGAACUCUCUAGGUACCAAAAUUUGAGCAUCACCACCAACCAUAGCCUCAUUGCUUCUGAGUCUGCGGCCACAGCCUACCACCACCACCAGAACACGACCGGUAGUGGCCUUGGCCGUGACCAUCACUAUCACCAUCACCACCACCAUCAGUUCUUUCCAAGGGAACAAUACCAACAACAAGUGGUUAGAAGCUUUGAUGCAGGGAACAACUAUGAUGCAAGUCUCUUGGCCAUGAACAUAUCAGCUAGCUUAGGGCAACUCAACCACCUUCAACAUCAAAGUGCUGCCGGUGGCGGCGAUGACCGCCGCACCGCCAACCGCUCCUAG